UGAUGGCUUGCGCUCCCAGCCAAUCAGCGCCGUCGGCUCGACUCGGCCACGCCCCCUCUCGCUCCGAUGACGCACGGCGUGUGGUCACGCGGGUCAGCUGAUGUGAACCGAGAGGACCACCACACCGCCGGACCACCAGAACCGCAAGCUCACCGCGGACGACGGCGUCCGCGCUGGAGGUCAUGAAGCACGGCGGCCGGGCGGGGAUGAGCGACAGGACGUGAGGGGCCCCCGCGCCGCGCUCGGCACACCUGUGGCGGAUGAUGGGCUGCGGGGGGAGCAGGGCGGACGCGAUCAUCGAGCCGAGGUACCACGAGAGCUGGACCAGGGAGACCGAGUCGACGUGGCUCACCAACACCGACGUGGAGGCUCCUCUGCCGGUCGGCAACGGUAAAGCGUUUGAGGGAGGCUUGCGUGAGAAGAGGAUGGUGACCACGGGCACGCAGUGCGGCAAGCAGACGCUCGCCGCCGCCGCCGCCGGCGCCGCCGGCUCCGGCUCCGGCUGCAACCACCAUCGGAGGCCCAGACGCUCCUUCAGUGACGUAAGCCUGACGCUGAACUCGCUUUUCCGUCCACCUUGCAGCAAGCCGGUCGCGACCCCAAGCAGAAGACGACGACCAAGGAGGCGGGCGCCUUGAGCAAGGACGCGCAGUCCGUCGGCGGCGGCGACAACGAGGCCGCCAAAGCGCGCGACGAGAGGUGAACGCCACCCAACGGAGCGGAUGCCGUAGACGGGCCAGCCCCUCCCCGCCCCCUCGGUCGAUGGGCGCGGAGAUCGCCGAGAACGCUUCAACGCACCGCGCCGAAGAGCUCGGGAUGCUGCAUCUUUUUGCCCCCCGCCCCGGCCCCUCCACGCAUGCCAAAGCAAAUCCGGCGGUCAGGGAGCGCCGCGCCACACCGCUUGCGACCGGCUUCACUUCAUUUCUGUGCACACGUGGUUGGUUCCCCUUUUCAGAGUGCGUGAGGUGACUCCCUUGUUGUUUUUCAAGAGAAACCAGAAGUGCUGUUUUGUAGAGAGUCUCUGCAAGAUGUACAAAUAUGCCCGCAUGUGCCUACACUUCAUACGGACGAGCCCCAUUGUUGACGAUAUUGUGUGGGUGUUUUGACACUUUUUCUUGUUGUUCGGAGUCUUGUGUUACUCACGUGUACAGAGCACCAGAUUAAAAAAAAAAAUAAUAAUAAUUUGCACGAAAAAUGGUUUAUUUGCACAAAAUACUAACUGGCACACACAAAACGCGACCAAAAACAGAAACAAUGCUAAUUAUCGCACACAAAAUACUCAUUUGUUUGCAUGAAAUUGUGCAAACAAAUAUUGAAACUAAUACCCGAUAAAAAGCAAAUUUGCACAGGAAUUGGAGGAUUUGCGACACAAAUUAAUUUGUAUUUUUUUUUCAAGUUACGUCUGGGGUUGUGUUCUUAUCUGCAUGUCCAAAAAUGGAGGGGAAAAAAAAAAGAUACAUGUGCCAAUAAACAACCGGUGUAUUCGAAUGACAUGCAAUGUGCUAGAUGGCCGCCGGAGAGCGCUGUUGACACGGGAGUGCUCCUUUGACGAGCAAU
This is a messenger RNA of Syngnathoides biaculeatus (alligator pipefish), 1557 nucleotides long. Its product is annotated as brain and acute leukemia cytoplasmic protein. The record is from RefSeq and is a predicted model, not a curated record. The transcript has 3 exons. The coding region runs from base 261 to 638 and encodes 125 amino acids. Gene Ontology annotation, cellular component: cytoplasm. NCBI's taxonomy places the organism in Eukaryota, Metazoa, Chordata, Actinopteri, Syngnathiformes, Syngnathidae.